Messenger RNA from Symbiodinium sp. CCMP2456, 1758 nucleotides. The record is from the annotation of a GenBank genome assembly. NCBI's taxonomy places the organism in Eukaryota, Dinophyceae, Suessiales, Symbiodiniaceae.
AUGAAGGACGUGGACAGCUACGUGAUUUGCGACUCCAAAGCCAAAGGCUUCCCAAUCCGACAUGUGAGCAAGGGCUUCCAGGAGCUCUUCGGCUAUGAUGCAUCCGAAUGCGUCGGCAUGCGCUGCGGCGAGAUGAUUGGCGGUGCGGGCUUGUUGAAUCACAAGCCUGGCAUGGCCAUGCUCAACAAGGUCGCAUCUGACUUGGGGCUUUCUGAAGAGCAGGCAAACGCGGGCAUCAAGCGAAUGACGCAAGCGGCUGAAGAGGCAGUUCAGACCGUCAACCAGGGGGGAUCCUCGCCGUCUGUGCUGCUUAUCAACACGAGGAAAAAUGGGGAGUUGUUCGUUUGCGAGAUGUCCCUUUGCAAGAAUCAGCACCCGACCAUGGGUUGGCACUACCAUGCUGGCAUCCAGCGGGACGUCUCCGAUCGAAUCUCCGUGGAGAGGCUCCUGCAGGCGGCUUCGGAGGGCGUUUCUUAUGACCAGAUCUGCCAAGAGUGGAGGACUGCCACGGUGCCAAAGCUGGGAGAGACUCUCGCAGAGAAGCUCGGUGCUUCUCGUCAUGAUCUCCAUUCCGUUGCGGAGCAGAUGUGGAAAGACGAGCUCGCAAAGGUUUUCCAAAAGAAGGACGGCAGCAAGACGGCGGCCCCCGACACAGACAUGAGAUCUGUGUGGAGUCGAAGCACAGCUUCCACUAUGCAUAGCCACCGCUCCAGUCGAAGCUCGAAAUCCGAGACGAAGGGUGAGUCGGAGAAGAAGAUCCACCACCUGGGUGCUCUGUUCGGACAUGUCAUCCCUGACUGCAGCGCAGAGGAGAAGCCCGAACAGCCGGAGCACGAGAAUUCGGAGGAAAGCGGUCGUUUCCUGGAUCUCCUUGAGGGAGAGCUCUCCGACGAUGAGGAGGUUGCCAAGCCGGCUCCGAUGCAGCCACUUCCGCUUUCCGUCGAGAGCCUCCGACAGCGCGACGCGGGGAAGCCCGAGUCACUGAAAAGCUGGCAGUCCGAGGACUUCAAGUCCGUGUCUGGCGAAUCCGACCAGGAAGAGGCAGAGUGCGGCACUUCAUCGACGGAAGACAACUCCCCGACGAGUGACGCUUCCUUGAUCUGCGAUGAGGUGCAGGAUCCAGCAAGGCACGUGGGCCGAUCGGUUCUGCGCAACUUAGACAUCCCCAUGGUUCUUGCUGCGCCGACCGUGUCGGGCUUCCCUGUCGUCCUUCGUAGCCGAGGCUUCGAGGAUCUGGCAGGGCCAUCGCUUCAAAUCAAGGUCGGCAGCCGUGCAGAACAUUCGCUGCAGCCUUCCGACGAACGAGCGCAGUCGGUCUGGGCGGAAUAUUGCGAAGCUGUUAUGGCGGGGCACUUCUACGCACACCCGACAACAGGAGGCGGAAUUGCGAUCCUGGAGGGACUGAGCGACUUUGCGCUUCCUUCGGGUGAGUUGGCAUUUGUGAAGCCCUUCCAUGGCAGGUUUGGCAAUGUCAUUGACUGUCUGGUUUACCUGAAACAGGUGGAGCUGGACGACUGCCCCUACCUCAUCGCUUUGCAUUCUUACCUCCCGCAGAUAAGUCACUUGGAGCGAGACCGUCCGCGCCUGUUGGAAUCGGAAUUCUACAAAGUGGGUGUGAGAUUGGACGAGGUCAUUGCCGAGUUGGCAUCGGAAUUCUUCUACUACGCGCCGAUGCGGAGGCAGACUACGCUGUAUCCUCGGCGCGAGCAGUCUUGCCAAGACCACGCACUUCUUGACCUUCUCGUGCAUGAGCUCUGA